Messenger RNA from Exophiala aquamarina CBS 119918, 831 nucleotides. RefSeq lists its product as uncharacterized. Bases 1 to 831 code for a protein of 276 amino acids. The record is from RefSeq and is a predicted model, not a curated record. Lineage: Eukaryota; Fungi; Ascomycota; Eurotiomycetes; Chaetothyriales; Herpotrichiellaceae. The transcript is spliced from 2 exons.
AUGGCAAAAGUCAAGAGCAGACCUCAGGCAUAUUCAGCCAUGUCUUUUCACCUCGUCCGGGCCAUCGCAUUCAUUUCACAGGCCAUCGUCUCUGGCAUUCUGAUCUUCUUCUGCAUUCAAUUGAGGAAAGAUGGGUUCAAAUUGCCCUGGACGUUCAUCAUCGUACUAGCAGCCUCGCUCCUCAGCAUCAUCUCAAUAUUAAUCACCACAAUAUUCUACGUCUGCUCCUUCCUCUCGCCCUUAUUCAACCUAAUCGUCAACGUCACCGUGCUGAUCAUCCAAUUCGUGGGCUUCGUGCUCCUCUCCUGGAACAUGUCGGGCACGCUGUCCCACUCCUGCAGCGCCUCGAACUGGGCCUCCAACGACGGCAUGAUGGUGUGCCGGAUCUACAAGGCCUUCUACUCGUUCGUCAUCUUCACCCUGCUCGCUCAAAUCGCCCAGAUCGUCCUCGACGCUCGCAGCCGCAGUGCCCAGACCCAACUCGGGCGUUAUGGCAAUAUCGAGAGCAACAAAGACCUGAAGCUGGAUGAUUUGAGCAAGGCGAAGCAGCAACAGUAUCAGUCAGCCGGGGGACAUUCGGCACAGCCGAGCCACGCGAGUUCCGACGAUGUGCCCUACAGCGUGCAUGAUUAUCGUGACCAGCCUACCCGGCCGACCUACCAAGCGUACCAGCCUCCUGCUAGCGGGGAGAGUGCCAGCUAUUAUGGUUCCGGCGGUGGUGCGAGUAAUCCGCAAGUGAGGAUGAAUGAUUUCAAUAAUGUCUUCGGCUCUGGCCAGCGUCCGGACGGCGCGGCUUAUGGGAGCGGUGGAUAUGGAUAUCAAGGAAGAUGA